AAACCAACUCAAUUGUUUAAUUUGCCACUCGUAAUUCUAUUUGUCAAAAACUUGGUUUAUACUUUCAGUUCUGUUUCUAAGCCUCUCUCUGCUUGCAGAGUCGGUGAAGUGAAAGUUGUGAUGAAAUACGCAAGUCUGGAAAUGUCUUACACGCGUGUUACAUGGCUUUUCGUGUCUUUAUCACUGAUACUUUUCGCUUCAGCCAGAGCCCAAGUUCCGGCGAUCAUAGUUUUUGGAGACUCCUCCGUCGAUUCAGGAAACAAUAACGUGAUUCCGACACUCCUGAAGAGCAAUUUUAAGCCUUAUGGUCGUGAUUUUUAUGGUGGUCAUCCCACUGGGCGCUUCUGCAAUGGCCGAAUCCCUCCUGAUUUCAUCUCCGAGGCUUUUGGGCUCAAGCCAGCUAUACCAGCCUACUUGGAUCCAGCUUAUACUAUAUCGGACUUUGCCACUGGAGUUUGUUUUGCCUCUGCUGGAACUGGCUACGACAAUGCAACCUCCAAAGUGCUAAAUGUGAUACCACUAUGGAAGGAAUUAGAGUACUAUAAGGAAUACCAGCAAAAACUGAGAGCCUAUGUCGGUAAGAAGAAGGCAAAUCAAAUUCUGAGUGAGGCCUUGUACCUGAUGAGCUUAGGGACAAACGAUUUCCUAGAAAACUACUACAUUUUUCCCACCCGAAAAUCUCAGUUCUCAGUGAGACAAUACCAGGAUUUCCUACUGGGACUUGGUGAAAAUUUCAUCAGGGAGCUCCACGGUCUAGGAGUUCGGAAAUUGUCCGUAACCGGCCUUCCUCCAAUGGGGUGUUUGCCAUUGGAGAGGGUCACGAAUAUCCUGGGUCAAAAUGAUUGUGUAGAUGAAUACAACAAUGUGGCUUUAGAAUUCAACAGGAAAUUGGAGGGGUUGGUGGCAAAGCUGAACAAAGACCUUCCGGGAAUGCGAAUGGUGUCUGCACCCGCAUAUGACAUUUUCUAUCAAAUUAUUAAAAGGCCUUCUCUAUUCGGGUUUGAGGUGACUGGUCUGGCUUGUUGUUCAACAGGGACUUUUGAAAUGAGUUACCUAUGCAGUCAGUAUAACCCAUUUACAUGUAGUGAUGCAAAUAAAUAUGUAUUUUGGGAUGCUUUCCAUCCUACAGAGAAAACAAACAAAAUCAUCUCCGACCAUCUCAUUCCUGGUCUUUUAGCUAAGUUUUCUCAUUGAUUUUUGUCUACAAGUUUUAUAUGCUGGUAGGCUAUAGCAUUUAAUUCAUAUGUCUUACUAUAUAUUGAGAAUGAUAAUUUUCAUUUCUAUAUAUAUAGUAAACGACUUUAUGCAGGUCAAUGUGUGUAACUUCUUUUUCUUUUUGAUUUCUGUUGUAAUUUUAGUGCAAUUCUUCUUGGUUUUUA
Theobroma cacao (cacao) is the source of this 1379-nucleotide messenger RNA. RefSeq names its product GDSL esterase/lipase At2g04570-like. Lineage: Eukaryota; Viridiplantae; Streptophyta; Magnoliopsida; Malvales; Malvaceae. Gene Ontology annotation, molecular function: hydrolase activity, acting on ester bonds. The record is from RefSeq and is a predicted model, not a curated record.